AGAUACAAUUAGGUACAAAGAAUACUUGAAUACAGGUAGUUCGGCGAGUCAAAUUUCAUUUCCAUCGUCCGCGCGGUGGACAUUCGUCGUGUAAAAGUUAAUGAGUUCGGUUACAUUGUUAUUUGUGCAUAAACAGCAGUGAUCUCAGACCAAACAAAGUUGUGAACUCAGUGGUUACCGCGAAACAAAAUUAUCGCGGCAUCCGGCUAGUCGCCGACAGUUCGCGUAGACGCUUUACUAUGAAAUGAUAUAGUUUUGUAAUUGCAAUGAAUGACGACAAAAUGAGUUCAAACAGCGUUGAAGCAGAAUAUAUGGAUAUCGCCAACAGGAACGCAUGGCCUAUUAUCUAUCAGAAAAUUGGUCGGGAAUGCCAAACGUAUCCGUACACAUGUAUGGAGGCGAAGAAGCCGCAGAACAAACCACUCAACCGGUACAGGGAUGUCAAUCCGUAUGAUCACAGCCGCAUCAUCCUGAAGCGCUGUGAGCGAGAUUACAUCAACGCUAACUUAGUUAAGAUGGAGAAGGCCAACCGUAAGUACAUACUUACGCAAGGGCCUUUGGCAUUCACCGUGAGCCACUUUUGGUUAAUGGUAUGGGAGCAGAACAGCCGAGCGAUACUUAUGCUGAACAAGAUAAUUGAGAAGAACGAGAUCAAGUGUCACUGGUACUGGCCCCACGGCGUCGGGGAGAAGCACAAGAUGGUGUUGAACGACGUUAAAUUGACCGUGGUACAGAUAAGCGAAGAGGAUUGUAGUUACUAUUCCACGAGGGUGUUCAAAAUCUAUGACCUGGAGAGCUCAGAGAGCAGGGAGGUGGUCCAGUUCCACUACACCACGUGGCCUGAUUUCGGGGUGCCCACGUCCCCGCUGGCGUUCUUGGAAUUUCUGAACAAGGUGCGCUCGUCAGGAGCCCUGGGCCCAGACGUGGGGCCCGCCAUAGUCCACUGCAGCGCCGGCAUCGGCCGUUCUGGGACUUUCUGUUUGGUGGACUCUUGCCUAGUAAUUAUUGAAAAGGAGGGCCGCGACAGCGUAAAUAUACAGCAGAUACUGUUGGAGAUGCGCAAAGACCGAAUGGGCCUGAUACAGACGCCUGAUCAGCUCCGGUUCUCGUACCAGGCCAUCAUAGAGGGCGCUAAGAGGCUCGAUCCUGGCUGGAAAGAGGAUCAGAAAAUGGAAGAGAGUAUAUACUCAGCGGUGGCGGAAGAAAACGAGGAAGAAGCGCCACCACCGCCGCCGCCUCGUGGCGAGAGUCUCUCCCGCGCCCCCGUGCGGCCGCUACCCGCUAUACCCACGAGCACAUCCCUUGGCAACCUGAACUACGCGCGUCAGGAGUCGUCCAGUUCGGACGAGUGUCCACCGACGCCGCCCGCUCGCGAGUCUUCAUCCGCCACCUCGUCGCAGGCGUCCUCCGCUGACGAUGAGGAUGAUGAGCCGACACCAACACACAUUGACAGUGGCGACACCACGGAGGCACGUGACACGCUGCGCAGGCGCCGCACCCGCGAGCUAGCCGACCGCGUGUCCGCGAUGAAGCGCCGCGCCCGCGACGCCGAGAAGUGGCACGCAAUCAAGAGGUCGCUCUAUAAACCACUCACAAUCACUUUUGGCUUCUUAAUUGCCGGCAUUUUCAUUUAUUCAUAUGUCAAGCACUAGCCACAUUUAACACGUAUCUCCCAUCAAUAAUUUGUGUAAUUAUCACCAACACGAACUAUCCGAUUCAGUGAUUUGCUUUCGUCCGUAUUGAUACAUUUGCGAUGUUAUUUGUUUAUUCUUUUUUUUUUCUUUAUUUAGUUUACUAUCGAACUAAUUUUUUUUUUUUAUUUUAUUUUUUUUGUUAUCGUAAAUGUUGUUAAUACACGAAAGUCUAUUAUUGCAUUUGUUUAAACAGUAACCACCGUUGCUUCUUACAUAUUAAUUUCCGGCAGCUCUUUAUUGAUUUAAUUUCUAGUUAUUUAGCGUUUUUAUACUUAACAAUUUAAUGAUAUAUCAUUAAUAACUGAAGCGUAUGUGAUACGGUAUCAUUAAUGUAACUUUACACCAUGUGGGUAAAUGUUUAAGUAUAUAAGGGUAGCAGAACUCUGCGCUAUACAACGAUAAACGUAAAUAGGUGUAUGAAGCGAUGCAAAGUGGAUAGUGUACAUGAAAUUGAAUAACAAUUCUCAGAGGAGUCAAUUUAAAAUAUGGCCACAAUUCUUCGAACCUAGUGUAUGUGAAUGUGAAAAAGACUCCAUUUUCCGCGCUUAGCCUCUCAUUUGGGCCGUUGUGCGUAUGAGUCGUGGCUAGUGCAGCCAACCUAGCUUCGCCGAGAAGCGCAGAAGCUUCCUGGGUUCUUCACAGGCCUCACGGAGCGACCUCACCGUUCCGUGGAUUUCUAAACGUUGAUGGGCCACAGCGAACCUGGUGUAACCGAAAUGGGUUUUACACACCGAACCGAAAUUGGUUCCGAAGUAUUCUUCCUUCUUUAUUCUUAUUUCUUUCCUUCCUUUGGAAGUAUAUUUUUUAAAUGACUCUUUCUGCUAAAUAAUGUUUUCCACUCCGAUAAUAUGUUAGAAAAGCAAUUUAUAUUUUCUUUUAUUCUAUUGAUUAAACGUGAAAUGGUAACAUAGCUUGUGCCGUUUGUUUACGCUAGCAGAGUGAAGGGGGACAGGUGACAGUGAGGUGAGAUCAGUUGGCUCGUUGUAGGUGUCGCCCUGACAGGAUAUUUUGUCAUCAUUAGUGCCGCUUGUUCUCGCUACUCACGAUACUAGCCAACAACCUAUAUUUUAUUAAAGAGAAUAAAAAGAAUUAGCAAAGAAUUAUAUAUUGUAUGUAACAAUCAACACCCAUAUAUGAACAUCUAGUUACCAUAGCGACCUAAACACAGAUAUAUAACUACACUGAUUUAAGAUCACUAAACAUUCCACAUACUGGAAGUGCUUCCAUAACAUAUUUGGAACAGCUUCUUGGCCUUUACACGAAGGUCAAAGUGAUCUAUGUUUUUAUUUUCUUCCUUGAUAAAUGUUACUCGAUUUCAUUAACAUUAUCACUGGGUUUUUAGUUGAUAUACCUAUUACGGUUAAUCGUGUGUAUUCAGCAGAUUAUGCACUUUAAUGAGAGAAUAAUAUUGUAUUUUUGAUUAAAGUAACUUUAUAAUUAAGAUAUGAUUGCAUGAGCGUGAACAUUGUAUGUUGUAUGCUCAUACACCAUGAAGUGUCUUUUGUUACACCAAUUAGUAUGUUAGAAAUAAAACUAUUUCGUUUCUCCAUGUGACACAUUGACAGGGAACUUUGUCCAUCGAAUGUCUAACGACUUCUCUUUUUGAAUUAUUUAAAAAAUCAUAAAAUGCUAAAGGAAUUAAAAAUAUGUAAAAACAAAAAAAAAUAUUGUAUUUUGUUAUUCUAUUUUUUUUUUAUGACUGAUUAUUAAAAGAUCUUAAAUCGAAUUUAGAAGAAGUUUAUUUUAUAUAUUCACAACUGAAUAGACAGCAAAAUUUGUUUAUUCCUCCUCAAUCGAUUAGGGAUGUACUUGGUUACACAGAGUCGUUUAAUUUCAAUGACCACUAGUAUGAACUACAAAACCCAGCUUCUUUAGUAGUUUAUUACAAAUAUUGAUAUAACUAAAUAUGAAUGAGUGAAUAAAGAAGAAUUGGUACUUCUACAGGAAUUUAUUUCCACUAUACAUUUUAAAUAACUCGGAUGCAUUCAGUUGUACAUUUAUUUCCAUGCUAGUGUUGCCACCAGCGAAAUAGUUUUUUUUUUUUUUCGUAGAACUGAAUUCAUCGGUUUCAUUUUAAUCUUUGUAUUCUAUCUUAUUUCAAAUAGAUACUAAAUGACUGAAUAAUAUUAACAAUAACUAUAUGCAAAGGACUUCUAUAUUUUAUUAUGAAUACUUUUGUUAUAAGUGAUCAUAAAGAUCGACCAUUGAAUGGUUGCAUUUUCUAUUAAAGAUAUAUAUAUUGAACAAUUCUCGCAAUUUAUUUACAAGACCUUUAGUUGUGGUUCUUAAAAUUGUCCAAUUAUAAUUGACUACAUUUUACCUUUUGAUUAUAAUGAAAAAAAAAGUAACCUAUAUCUACGAGUAGUUGCGUAAAAAAUAUCUUAUUAUUUCCUAAAUUCAAUGAUAUCGAAUAAUACAAAAACCGUUAAAGCGCCAAGAGGCAAUAAACAAACUAACUUUCAUGUCUACAAUAUUAGUAAAGAUAUACGAAUUAGAAUCGCGAACAAGCAGAAGUCCCUUAUGGAUAACUAUUGCUUAUACUUAAACAACAUUACAGAUUAAUCCUUUUAUUGAUAAAAACGUCACACGUGUCGUGAACCUAUUUUAGUUAUUGUUUUGUCUUUGGAACUAUAUUCUCAAUUUGAAAGAGAGUGGAAAACAAUUAAAUAGUUAAAAUAGGUUUAUGGCCGUUUUUAGUUUUUACGAAUAAAGAGGUAACUCUGUAUUGUCUAUGGUAGCCUAGACCUUUAAUACGGGGCCCAUUAAUUCGACGUCCAAUAAUUAUUCAUUAUUUACAUUAUAACUUCAAAUUGAAACAGCAGCGUGGGCGGAACAACUGUGGAUCGUAGGCACCCAAGCAGGCCACUUCGUAAGUCUCCCUCUGGUUUCCGCUUCGGGUAAAUUCCUAUCUGAUAACAUCUAGACAUAGCAAUGAUAUUAAAUAUUCUAAACUAGCCGCAGCCUGCGACUGUCUGUGUGAAAUGAUGUAAGAACUUUCCUACAAAUCAACUUAGUAUAUUUUUGUAUUAAAUUUCAUUCAAAUCCAUUCCGCCGCUUAAGUGUGAUUGAGUGACAAACUCAAUUCUCGUUGAUAGUUAUUUAAAGUUAAAAUUUAUUAAAACUAUAAAUAAUUAUAGCAUUUUGAUUAACCUCUUAUUCAUAAAAGCAUCAGACGCCUUAUAAACCUAUUUUAGAUAACUAAACUGUUUUGUCUCUUAUAAGUUCCAAAUUUGAAACGAAGUGAAAAAGCAGUUUUACUUUUUAUAAAUAAGGGCUUCGUAUUUAUAAAAACACCAAACGUGUCACAAAUCUAUAUUCGUUAUUCAACUGUUUGGUCCAUUUCUUUUGAGUUAAAUUCUAAAUUUGAAAGCAAGUGACAAAACAGUGUAAUAGAUAAAAUAGAUUAGUACAAAGUUUUAUUUUUUAUGAAUAUGGGCCUACUUAUCAUAAAAACAUCAAACGUUUCACGAAUCUAUUAUUAUUUUAGUUGUACAACUAUUUUGUCUACUUUCCUUUGACUUAAAUUCCAAAUUUGAAAUAAAGUGACAAGACAGUGUAAUAGAUAAAAUAGAUUUGUACAAGGUUUUAGUUUUUAUGAAUAAAGGGGUGUUAGUCUUUUAUUAUUAUUGGACAUUUUUAGAAUAAAUACGGCAUGUCAUGUAAACAAAUUUGCGAAUAAAAACAAUGGAUCUAUUUGAUUUUGCUUAAGAACCGUCACUUGCGAAUAAAGUUCACAACGGAUAUAGUGUUUAACAUAUUCCCCAAUCCAUUAAAAACUAGCUUUUUUUUUUUUUAAAUAUCGUUCGAUUGUCUAUAGCCCUUAUAAUAUCUUAUCCUUAUUACCAAUUAUUUAUGGUCGACGUAAUCUGUUUUUCUCUCCCAUUCAUCUCUAUUUGUAGUCAUUUCAGCAUUCACUGCCAUUCUCAUAUCGUCCUUACCAGGUCCAUUCAUAUAUUAACUUAAUAUAUUAAUGGUAUACAAAUCUAUGGAUUUGUCUUACUAUUAUACUUAUAUAUAUUUAGUGUUAUCAACCUUUGAGGGGAAUGUUUUUUUUUUUUCAUAAUAAACAUUUCCACCUAAGAAUCAUGGGUUGAAAAACAACUAAAAAAUUAAGAAAAAAACAAACUAAUAUAACAAGUUCAGCUGUGAAGUAACUCCCUUGUUUAUAAAAAAAUCCAACCUCUUAUAAACCUUUUUUAUCUAUUGAACUGUUUUGUCUCGUUCUUUUGUAUUAUAUUAUAAAUUUGUUAAUAGGUUUCAGUUUUUAUGAAUUAGUGAGUUAGUAUAGGUGACUUGAAAAUUUGACGUUUUUUAAUCAUCGAUUCAUUAAAUUUCUGUCUCAGUGAGGCCAAUUCAGAGGUGCCAUUCCUAAAUCUAAAAUUUCAAUUUGGUAUCACAGUGAAAUGUUUAUUGUAAGAACUAAUAUGAGAUAAUAUUCUAAUAGUUUUAAGUCAAAAUUAAUAUUUUAUAACUUUAAUUUAUAAUGACCCAUAAAAUAGUUAUUUUGCAAAAUGAUCAAAUUAAAUAUUAAGUUAUGAGAUAGGUUAAGGGAAAUAGCUCCUCUGAAUCGACCCCAUAAACAUAUUUGCAAACUACUGUUUUAUAGACCAAAAUAAACUAAAAUUAUAAUGAUUUUGACUUAUAACCAUUAGCAUGGGCAGAUUUUUAAUUUCACAUUAAGCUAUCUCGAUCCUGUAGGUCUAUCUAUAGAUUUGUAUUAUUUUCAUUAAAAAAAAAAUCGUCUUAUUCCAAUCAAGACAAUCUUUUGUUUAGAUAAACAGUUAAGGCCCUUUAAGUGAGACGCCUAAACAUGUAUAUUUAGCCCUCGUUUAUGGCAAGUUUAAUUUCUUCUUUUUGUUUUUGCUCAUAUCGGUUUUUUUUUUGUUACAUUUCGGUACAGUGGUUACGUUUUAAAGCUAUGCCUAUACGAUAUAUACUAAAUGUUUUAUAUGAAUUUUAAACUGACUGCCUAAUCACUGAUCAGUUAGUACCCUCUAAUCUACUGUCUACUGCUCAGUUAAAAAUAAUAUAAUUCAUUUAAUACGUGAUAAUUCCACAUACAUUAUUUGUUUAUUUGUGUUAUCUUAAUAGAGUGUAUAGUAUUGAUAAUCGACGACAAAUAACACGAAUAUUGGGUUGGGCCAUUUAUUAGUAAACAUAAUUAGAAACAUUGAGCAAUAUUCGAGAGUACAACAUUACGAAAUUAAUUUUUAUAUGAGAAAAUUUUUGAUGUAAUAUUGUAGAUUUAUUAUAUUUUUAAAAUUCACGACGCUGUGUAAUUCUGACAGCAUAAAUUAAUAAGCGUAUAGGAAAAUAUUCUUUCUGAUGAUUUUCAUAUUCUUCAAACGUCAAAGUUCAAAGAUAGAGUCUUCUUUUGUUCAAUUGUAAUCGCCAGGCUUCGAUUUAGCUAUUUUGCCGCUUCGGGCAAACAAUACUUGCCGCCCUUGACAAUGUCGCUUUAUAAAAAUAUUAUACAUAAUUAACAAGUUAAAAUCUUAUUACAAGGAUAACUAGUGAUGCGAAAACGCGCGGGAUAGGCAGAGUGACAACAGUCGCCCUCGAAUUUUGCCGCUCUAGGCAAUUGUCCGAUUUGCAAUUAUUGUCAUUGUAAAUAAAUUAUUAAAUUGCAAGGGAGGAAUACGGAUUUCUGUAGCGUUAAAGAUUUAAUUUCAUUUUGACAGAGUUUGCCAGUUUAUUGCGGUAAUUUUUUUUAUUAAAUAAUAAACAUCGUUGGUGACGGCUCUUAAUUAUUUUUACAACGAUAGUUUUUUUUUUCAUUUAACACAAAAAUAUUGUGUAAAAGUCACAAGGCAUAAAUGUACAUAGAUAGAUUUUUUAAUAUGAUUUGCCCAUUUUUGACCUUUUUUUUAUUUAAUGUCUACAAUAGACGACCACCGAUAUUUAAAUAUGUUUGUCUGUCUUUUAGUUACUACGUAAAAAUAUGUGUUAUUCAGUCCUUCAAAUAAAAAAAAUAAUAUGAAUCAAAUGAGAUUGUCAAAAAGGUUUAUAGCUCUUUUUUCGUGUUGUUUAUAUAAAUAUAUAUUUUUAAACAAUACUGCUCUCGUUUAAAAGAAGUACAAACAUUUGGCUGUCAACUGUCAAAUCACCUAUCAACUGUCAAGACAGCUGUCACUGUCAAGACUGCCAUCAACUGUCACCUUAUAUGGAUUUUUAUUAGCGAUAUUCAUUCUUCUACGUACAUUUGGAAUAUCUUUAUUAUUAAAAUAAAAGAUCUCGAAUUGUAUAUAAAGGUCAAUACAUUAUUAGUAAUAAGAAAUUGCAAUAUAGAAAUACCUACACGUUGGUUAGUUAAAUCCACUAUGGUAGAUGGCGCCUGCGUCGAUUUUCAAUUUUUUUGAGAUCGGUGCAAUAUGUUUUCCGCUUCUACAUAUUUCUAUAACAUCUUUUCACUCCAAAAAGUAUGUUGAAUAUUACCCCUUGUUCACGCAUAUACUAUAUCAGCCAUUAAGUGUCCACCGAUGAACAUAGGUCUUUCCCUAUUGGGGGAGGAUUUGCCAUGUUUGGCAGGCGGUUGGCAACCGCAGUUAGAUUCUGGUGAUGUUUCAAAAAGGAUGGUACUGCCUAUACCUCGUUAAAUUCCCUUAAUAAUUUCUUACGACACCCAUGGGAAAAGAAGGGAUGGCCCAUUCUAUGCCGUUACCACGUGACAUCCGCGCAUAUGCUAUUUAUCAAAUGUAUGCACUUUUAAACUGAGAGCAGUUCACACAUCCAUUACAACAGCACUAUUUCCAGACAAGCGGCUCGCCAUUUGAAUUUGGCCUUUAUAUCUUGUGUAGUAUAAUACAAUUUGCAAUGACAAGAUAUAACAAACAAAGAGAGCGGUUGCCUCAUUCAUGACAAAUUUCUCGUAGCAAUCCGAAAUGUUAAUUAAAGCUCCUAUCCUCUUAUACAUCGAAAUUGCUCAUCGAUAAGACCUCUUGAACUAUACUUGAACAAUUCAUAUAAUAUUGGUGCAAUAAAAUAUUAAAUAAAUAAACCUUCUAUAAUUAGGCUUUGGGUGAAUAACAGCACUGUAAUUAUUGAUUUGAUUACAGGAUAAUUACUAUGUCGGUUAUUUAUUUCAACUUACAAAUUUAGUAUAAAAAUUUUGUUUUCUUUGUUCCAUCCCAUCCAAUUCUAUAUUUAUAUAAUUUUAUAGAAAAAAAAUUCUGUAUAAGACAAAAAAAUUUUUUUUUCUUUUAAUGUAACAUUAAAGUGUUAAGCCACAUUUUUUAAAUAGAUACCUUAAUACAAAAUAAAAAAAAAUAAAACAUUUAAUAUCUAAAUUAAAUUUAUUAGAUUCACAGAAAAUUGAAUAAGAAGGUAAAUUCAAAUGGCAUGCGCUUACUGUAUCGGAACGUUGCUGUUGUUACGUGUGAUAAUAGUUCCAAUAAUUUAUUAUCAAAAUAAUUAAAAAACGAUACCGCUGACGUAGUACGUCAGUGAUCGCCACUUAUAUAAAAAUUAAAUCAUAACCGUCAUACAUAAAUUAAUAAAACAUGAGCUUAAACUCAUUGUAGAUGAAUUUCUAGUAUGUAAAUCGUAAUAAGUGCGUAAUUACGACUUAAUGCAUGCAUAGGAUUGAGAGAAAAAAGAAAAUACAAAAAAAAAAAUUGGCCGUCAUUCAAAGGUCAUAAAUAAUUUUAAACGAUUAAAAAAUAAAACUGUAAUACUCUCACUUUAUAGUCACGUGUUCGUAUUAAAUAUUUUAUACAAAAAAUCAUUAGAUAAAAAUCAAUUAAUUUUAUUAUCAAUUUUGAUAUAUAUUCGUGGUUAUGAAUGUACUGAAGUCAAUUAUUCUUGUCUUUUUACAAACCACAAUUUUAUUUUUUUAUUUUCUAUGAUUUUUUGUGCAUAGCAAACGAAAUAAUCGUUCAUAUUUUGACUUUUUUUUUUAAUAUUAGUUAAUUAUGAAAAUAAAAUAAUUAAAUAAAAGUAAUCAAUAUCAUUUAAAAAUGGGCCAAUAUUAUUUAAAACCUGUGUCUGACCAUAGUCGAAAAAUAUUAACCUAAAUAGAUGCCUCAACUACAUAUAUGUUGCUUUAUUUUGGGUAUAAUCGUGCCUAGUUAAUUAUGGCUAAAUUUCGUUUCGUGACCCUUAUAAUUAUGAGAUGUGUGUUGAAAAAAGUUCAUAGAAUUGACAAGCCUCCGUUAGAAAUAAUGUUUUCGAAAUAUUUUUUUUUUUUAUCAAAAACUAAAUAUCAUAUCAAAUAAUUUUGCAGUGAGUUAAUUCUUUUUUUUAUAUAAUGGAACUAUGGUACAUGUGGCAUCUAUAUAUGUCUGCGCAUAGACAAGAAAUUGUCAGAAAUAACCGAUUCCCGCCAUUUUUUCUGUCAAAUAAUUAUUUUCUUCGAUAACUCAUUAUGUAUGCGUUAGGCCGUAUUGAAUAUAUAGUUCGUAUAGAUAAUUUAGUGUAUAUUGUUUGAAGUUAGGUUAACUAUGUCUUAACAUCAGAGUUGUGAUCGAAAUUAUGAAAUGCAUUAAAAUGUGCAAGGGUAACGCAUUUGUAUAGGCUUUAACUCGUGUCAAGAAUACCAACUAGGUAGAGUUUAAAUUAAAAAGUUAUGUAUAAAAUUUAAACAGACUCGAUUAUAAAGAUUAAUAUAGAGCAAAUCGAUGUCAUCAGGGUCGAUUCUGAGGCGCAUUUCUUUAAAUUUUCAUUUCUUAACUUAUUAAUUAGGGAAGGGGAAAAGUAUUAUAAGUAAUGGGGUUUGACAGCCCUAUUGCUAACAAUAUACCUUAUCAGGUCGACCUCCACGUGGUUCCUACUGGAAACCAUCGCGGCUAAUUCUUGUUGAAUUUGUCACGAUGGGCUUAACUGACCUGCUUCAUCUUCACCUAUCAUCACUCACUGGUGUCCCGCCGGUGUAUACCGAUAGCGCAUGCGGGGUUACCAUUCCAUUAUCAUCCAUUAAAAAAAAACUAUUAAUUAGAUCGUUUAACAAAAUUAUUGUUUUGUGGACUAUCAUAAAUUAAAUUUAUAAUAUUUUUUACUUAAAUCUAUUAGAAAAUUAGUCCAUAUUGACCCUCAAAAUAAAGGUUUCGUUGUAAUUUUAAAUUGAAAUAUUAAUAUUAGAGAUAGGUUUAAAGAAAUAGCACCUGAGAGUCAACCCUAUUUAUCAUGUUUCUUAAUGGAAAUUGUCUAUCAGGAAAACAAAUUUUUUUUUGGUCGACAACGACAAAAAUUUUAUGUUAGUUGACAAAUGUAUGCGUCAUGUUAGUACAGCAAGCAUAAAAUAUAUAGACGCUUAUUGUCCAAAAUAUUUUUAGAAAAAUUUAUUAGUUUAGCUGAUAAUUCCUUGAUUAUGAUAUUGACAAUUUCACUCUAUAUACCUAAAGUGCAUAAAGAUCUAAAAGUUUAGUCAGACUGCAAACUUAAAUUUGAAGUUGCAGCAAAGUAUCAAAAAUUAUCUCGGCCGUUUUUGGCGUUGCCACCUGUAAUCUAGUUGGUAUUACUGAUCGAUGCUCGAAUAGGAUAUACCUUCAUUUGUUUUUCACCCAUGGAACAACGACUUCAUGGACACGCUGUCUUUAAUAUUUAAAGCGUACAUUCUAAUCGUAAAUUGCAUAACUUCGUUUGAAGCAAAAGGUGCUAACCGCGUUGACCACAACACGUUUGUAGUCGUAACAGACAUUAGGUUAGAUAAUUAUUCGGGUUGCGAUAAAAAAAAAAUUGAACGGCAGUUUAUUAAUUUCAGGUUUAAAUCGGAGGGAAACCCUCCUACCGAACCACGUGAAGACUGAGAAGAUUAGGUAAAACUUAGAACAAUUAUUGUAUUAUGAACAAUUGGACAUAUCUUGGUUAGUGGUGAUUAGCUUUGAGGAGGGUGCGGUUGGCCUGAUAAAGCGUUAUUCACACAGCUCCGGGUACGGGUAUGUCAGUCAUCAGUCAGCAGGGGCGGGGAGAGAUUGUUAGUGUACUUCUUUCUUCGUGGGCGUUCGUUGUUUCAAAUCAUACUUUAAUGUAUAUUAUAUAUUAUAUAUAUUUGCAACUCCUGAUUUUAUAUGAAAUGUUUUGUUAUAACUAUCCAUAUGAUCUAUAUAUGGUAUAAAUAUGGUUACAUAUUUAAAAUGAAUGUAAGACUGAUAUUAACAAUAAUGCGCAAUUCUUUUGUAUUAAACAAGGGUACAAUAAAACGCGGGUAACGUUACACAUGUGUAACGAAUGGCUUAUCCCUGAUCCGGCCAUAUACAUGGCCCUGGUGGCCUGACGUAUGGAUCCUGGAACCUGUAACGCUGUGUGAAUAGAGCUUUGUGUAGUAGACGCGUGCGCGACCAAUCCCUGCAGCCCGCGUGUUAGUCCCUGUCCGACAGUCCGGCUUCCGUCCUAUCGCUGACGCUGUGUCAAAUUUUUCGAUGAUCUUUACAAAUGGUUUUUUAUAAUUCUGAACAUCACGCGAACUGUCCCUUACGGUAGCCAAAGAUAUAUGUCAUCCUAUUUGAUAAGUCGCCGAGGCUUCGGACGUAACUGUUGAAUGGUAAUGUUUAGACUGUGACCCAUUCAUUGUGUAUGAUGCUUUGUUGUUUUUAUGUCGUUCGUGCACUAGUAUUAUAUAGUUGUUUUACUUGUCUUGACCACGGUUAGUGAUUUAUUCAUACAGGUUGAAAUCGAAAUCUUCCUGUCCUUUUUAAGGUGUCUUCCACUAAUAUUACUGAACAUUUUUUCUUUCCAAUUGAACAUGUAAAUGGAAAAACAACAAAAUAUAUUUCCAUUACCAUAUUAAUUUGACAACACGACGUGUUGAAUUAGUAUGAAAGGCUCAAUGUUAUUGUUUUUUUCUAUCCAUUUUCUUUUUUUGGUUAAAAAAUAUUCAGUUUAUUGGUAGAACCCUUAUUUAAAAGGAUACUAAUGACUUAUACCAUUAUUUAUAAAAAAAAAACUAUUAAAUCUCACAUAAAUCUAUUUUAGCUAUUCAACAAUUUUGUCUCUUUCUUUUGCGCUAAAUUCUCAACUUGAAUGAAAGUGACAAAAUAGUGUUUUAGUUAAAAAAGAUUUGUUGAAAAUUUUAAUUUUUAUUAAUAAUGGAGGUUAGAUUUCACUCUGUAUUAAUUAUAAUAAAAAUAUGUAACGUUUAUUUAAAAAGAAAUAGUAUCUAAUAGGGUAUUUGUCUAUGGAAUAGUUUAAAUCUGUGUGUUGUGAUUUCUGUACUAUAUGGAAGCUGCAUUUUUAUUAGUCUAUAGUUUCUUUACAUUAAUAUAAAGUCCUUGAAUGCAAUAUAUACUAGUUAUACUAUAUCUAUAGGUACAAUAGCGGAUCCGUUGAAUGAUCAACGGUUCAGUUAUCGAGUGUAUCAAUUUUGGGAAUUAAAUUCUUCGAAGUUGUUAUCUGGCGUUAUAACAGAUCUCAUUAUGUCUCGCGUUUCAUAUUUCUUACUGUCUGCAUAUUGUAUGAGUGAGACCAAAUUAAACCUUAUGUCAAUUGCAUUGAUUACGUUUUAAUUCAUCCCUGAACGUAGUUUGUUAGGUUGUGCUUUGGUUACUCUGUGCUCCACGUGACAGUUGUUUUUUUUUUUUUUUGUUUACUCAGAAUUUAUUACUAUUUAAAAUGGUUGUCUGGUGUUUAUUUUAGUUUCUAAAUAAUAGAAAAUUUAUACAAUUAUAUUUGUUUAAAGACUUUUCUUUGUUACUUUGUUAUGAAUUAAUAUAAUAUCUUAAUAAGUUAGAUAUUGCCUGAACAUGCCAGUUUCCCAUCGAUUAAUAAGUGACCUCACUCGCUAAAUAUUACCAUCUCAACAGUUAAAUAUCUUUUUAUAUUCAAUUAUAUAUAUAUAUAUAUAUAUAUAUAUAUAUAUAUAUAUAUAUAUAUAUAUAUAUAUAUAUAUAUAUAUAUAUAUAUAUAUAUAUAUAUAUAUAUAUAUAUAUCGUAUCUAUAUAUUAUAUACCUUAUACAGUACAUAUAAGGUGUAUAUUUGUAUACAUUGCACGUUAAUAUUGCCAGCUAUCCUCGACACCCUAUAACCAGAAAUGAAUACUAACAUUUACACGUCAUAAUACAUUUACAACGAAACCAUUAAAAAUAUAUUAAUCUUAAUAUCUAAUUAUACCUACUUAAUCCUAAAUAUUUAUUACUGACGCGUAGCUACGCAUCUAUGCAACAUUUGUAUGUGCUGUGUUGUAUUAAAUUUUAUAUAUGAAUUUUUAUACAACCAAUGAAUAACUACUAAUUUACCUUGACACUUAGAUAUAAUGAUUUUGCACGAAAUUAUGUCGUAGUUGAAGGAUACCCUUAACCACGGAUAGACGGGUCGAAAAUGCGCCGAGCGGGACCGGACCGACCCCUUAACAUUGCUUAAUUAUGGUACUCCACGGACGAGAGAAAAUAAGAAUCCGCCGCGCCUCUUAUGGGCUACAAAAUUUAAUUGAUAUGUGCACCGAAUGUGAAUAGGUGACUUUGCAAUUUUUGGCCAUUUUGCAUCCUAAAAAUUGUAUAGCGUAUAGGGUAUAGGGGGAGCAAAGAGCAAAUCUCACACAUAAUACGCGUCCUCGUAGAUAAGCCACGUUGUUAGAAAACAUACAAAUCUAUUUUUAACUAUUACAUUGUUGGUCACUUUCUUUCAAAUUGGUAAUUUAAAUAAAAAGAAAGAGACAAAACAUAAUAAUAGUUAAAAUAGGUUUAUGUGACGUUUGACAUUUUUAUUAAUAAGGAGAUUCUAAUAUAGAGAUCUCCAAACAGCCAGUUUACGGAUGAUAAUUCAAAAUUCAAAAGUGUUCGAUUCUAAGCCGCCAUGUCUCUAAACCUACCACUUAAUUUCGAAAACAAAUUAAAAUAAUAGGUAACUAUUUUAUGGAGCAUCAUAAAUGGCCGUAGCUACGGGAGAGGCAUCGAGGGGCAAUGUCCUACCUUAAAAUGAAAGGCGUCAAGAAAAUUAGAUAGAUUCGCUUUUUCGAAAUCACUUAAUUAUUAAGAGCUUCUGCCCUAUCAAAUACUUCUUUUGCCCUACCCUAAACGUGGGUUUAGCUACAGCCCUGCGCGGAAUUCUUUUUUCUCGGCCGUGGCAUAUCUGAGUGCAAACUUUUAUUAAUCUCUAAUCGAAUGAUUUCUAUCUACACUGAGAUUAUAAACAGGACGCGUAUAUAUUAUUUAAUAUAAAUAAUUAUUAAAAAAAAAUGAUUUAUUUUAUUAUUCAAAAUUUAAGAAAAUAUUCUUGAGCGUUUAGUCAAAAGAAUUACAUUAAGUUAAAUCUAAUGAUAAUAUAAUUGCCGGCCAGCCAGCUGCUAUAAAGCACAGUGUUGGAUCCCCAUGGUUAAACCUUCGAAACAAUUUGAUUUGUAGUCCACAUUUUUUUUUUCUUAGAGAACAUAUCUAUAGAGAUAUGUUUUACUUAUCAACUUUGUUCUACCAUAUAGAAUAGAUGUGCACUGUUAAAAAGUGCUCUAUGAUUUGUGUAAUACGGUUCAAAUUUGACAAUUAGCUUACUGAUUUGUGGCAACGUCGCAGUCACCUGUCAUUUUUAUAGAAACAAUUGAACAAUUUUGUUUUUUUUUCUCAUUGAUUAUUUAAAAAGGAAUCUGCUAGUGAAUUGAACCGCAAAUAGUACAAUACAUUUAAUGGAAUAUAUAAAUGGAAUUGUUGCAUAUAAAUCCAUCACCAGAGGGAGACUUUGUACAAAAGUCGUUUUGCUUGAGCACCUCUGUCCCAUUCGUGUUUCAACCGUAAAGCAGUUUUGUUUGCAUGGCUGUGUUUCGGUUUGAAGGGUGCGAGAUGGCAGUGAAUUUACAGGGUACAGAGGAAUAACACCUGAGUCCUCAGGAAUGGCAACGCAUGGGGGGUGUCAUGGGCGAAACAAUAUACUCUGUUAUGUCCAUGGUACUGCUCAUGUCUAUAGGCGACUGUUACCACUUUCCAUCAGGUGGGCCGUUAGCUUGUUUGCCAUUCUAAGUUGCAUAAAAAAGAAAAAACCUUGCAUCUACUAUUUGGUAACUAUUAGUACUAUUUCGCUUUAAUUUUUUUUUAAUAUACAUAUAUUUGCAGUCACAAUCCAAAUUUCAGUGACAGUUUAAUAUUUUUUUUUUAUACCACUGAGGUGGCAAACAAGCAUACGGCCCACCUGAUGGUAAGCGGUUACCGUAGCCUAUGAACGCCUGCAAUACCAGAGGUAUUACGCGCGCGUUGCCGACCCUGAAGAAACCUCUUUACCCCCUUUUGAAGAACCCCAUGCUGUAGUCUCUCGGGAAAACCUCGGCAGGGAGGUAUAUACAAUAUUACUGUAUGACUGACGUUUUAAUUCAUUAACAGAGCACUUUUUAAAUAAUCAAUCGGAAACAUUAAAAAAUGUUGCAUUCUUUUUUUUAAAUAAACAGAUAAAAGCGACGUUGCCGUGCUUCGGCAAGCUGCAAUAUAAAUGCUCUUAACCACCCGGGUCGCUUGCAGGCGCAAUAUGACGCAAUUAAUAUUCCAUAUUUACCUAUUAGAUAUUAUUGACAUGUACAUAAAUGUGAACUAAAUAUGUAUGCCGUAAGUUCUAGAAUAUAUGUUAGUGUUUAAAUUAGUUAAUUGAAUUAUUAAUAUUUUUCUAUGAAUACCUUUAUUGGGGAAGCUUUUUUUUUAUGUAAUAAAUAUUAUAAUAGCUGAGUAUACGAAGAGUUACAAUAAGUUUUUGGUGGCAUGUGUAUAUUUUUAGAGUUAUUGUAAAAGGCAAGAGUUACAGAAGUAUGAGUAUUUGAAAUAUUUUUUUUUUUUUUGGUAUUUUUAAUAAUUUUUCUUCGUAUCAAAACGGAAACUUAUUGUAUUUUUUUUUAACAAAUCCGAAAUGGAGUUUUUUUGUUUUUUUUUGCUGUUUCAUGCUAAAAGGUUUCAGGGGAAAAGGCAUGGUACUUAGUCCUCGAGAGUUGUAAGGCAUAGUGACAUACUCGCCUGUAAUUCUAUGGAUACCCAUAGACGAUUCGUGUCUAUAAACGAUGGUUUCUACUUUCCAAGAGGACUACAGCUUCAAUGCUAGAGCCGUACAAAACAAAAAAUAUUUACUCAUAUUUUGGUAACUUUUGCAUUAAAAAUUGACAUUUAUCAAUCAAUACAUAAUACAUCAUAACACCAUGUUGAAAUUAAUUUCGCUGUAGUUGUUAACUUAUAUAAUACAUAGAUGAAACAUGAAAAUAGAAUACGCUCUUAGCUUUUUGAAUAUUUUACUGUGGAAAUAAUUUUAAUAUUUAGACAAUAUAUAUCUAAUAGUAUUUGGUUUAGAUACUGCAAAUUAAAAUGUUGCUCAUAGGCAUAUUUUUUUUUAUCUGUAUGUUAUAUAUAAGGUAGCACAGGCCAGUUAUGGUUGUGGCGAUAGAUUUUCUUUGCCCUUUUUUGGUAUUGGCACGAUAUCUUUUCUGAUUAUAAUUUAUAAUUAGAACUAUGUUGACCAGCAUUUUUAAAUAGAACCCGCUGACCUUUAAAUCUUCGGUAGUUUUUUUUUUUUUUUUUUUACUGGGUAUCGGCGUAUUUUAAACCAUACAAAUUCUUGCAGUUUGAUGUGCAGAGUUUUAAUUAAACUUGGAACUGUUUGCCCACUAAAAUCUAUUGAUUGUUUAUAGUCCAACUUAAACUGUAGUAUAUAACUAUUUAACGAGACCAAUUCAUAAUAUCUGGUUAUCGAAUAAAAAUGUCAAAACAUAUUUUGAUAAAAUUCUCACCACGAUUAAACUAAACCUAUUAAUGAUUUAUGACUUAGUAAAAUUUGGACAUUUCUUAUAUGUAUUAAAAUUUUAGCUCGCACAAGCAUUCGGGCACUUGAGGCAAUGCAUUGACGUUUGUUACCAUCGCAAUUGCUGCACGAUAUACGAAUUAGGUGUAUACAAUUAAUCGUGGAAUCGUGAACAUUUAUCGCCCCUCAUCAGACAAGUGAUAAAUUGAUCAAUAAACCCGUUAUAGCUAGCGAGUCUAUAAGAUAGAAUGAGACAGCGACCUCUGGCGUCUUGUUCUUUCUCAUGCGAGCGCUGACCGUAACGAUUCUGUGCAUAAAUUAAUUUGCCUUAUGUCUUUAAGUCUAUGGUUAUAAAUAUGACCGUUCGAAAAAAGAACAUUCCGUGCUUGGUACAUACGCUCAUUUUUUUUUAAGAUAGUUUUACGGUUUUGGAUGAGCAUUUAGCAGUGUUGCCUGAUUACUAAAUUGACGACAUUCAACUAGAAUAAAUGUCAGAUGACUGUAAUUCAGUAGUUGAUUAAAAUUUUAAUUAAUUAUAAUUAAAUUUUUAUUUCCGAUUAUAAAGUUGAUUGUUAGAUUUUUGUGACUCCAAUUGUACUAUCGAUCCGCCAAUAAUCAACGAUUAUUAGGCAAUACCAUUGUUCAGACAUCUAUUUAUGUAGGGAAGACAGUCAAGGAAUACGGCUUUUUUAUUUUUUAUAUACGAUAUUUUUUUAAGAGUGAGUAUAUCCAUUGGGCAUAGAUAAUUUUCAUGUCAACUGUGCUAAUAUAAGGUAACCUAUUUCAAUGUUAAUGACAUUUUGUCGUUAUUAAAACGAAACUUUAUUUUAAUGUUAUUAAGUUGAUUAUUGGAUGGAAAAAAUAAUUUGCACAUCACAUAACAGAUUAUUGGAUGCAGAAUUAAAAAUUUUAUUAUCUGUAUACAAAAUAUUUUCCUUGAUUAUAAGGCUUUUUUUACAUCUUGCCAGAUUUAUAUUUAGUAUAGUUUUAACCAUCGACAAUAAAUAUUUGUUUCUAUUGUACAUUCCCCAGUAAAGGUAAUACACAUGCGUCCAGGUAGUAAGGUCCAUGUGACAGGGGAUUAUUAGACUAUGAUGUAAUAUAGGAUCAUAUCUUUUAUCAUAUAUACAUACAAUAUAUAUGAACGUUUUCUUUAGUCAAUAAUAAAAGGAGUCACACAAAUAUAUGACGGGCACGAGGUAUGAUCCUAUAAGUAUGAUGCUAUAGCUAUCCCAAUAGGUACACAAGAUAUAUAAAUACAUAUAAUAAUAAAUGUAUUCGUCGUAUAGACAGUAUUAUACGUAACAAAUGUUUUGUGUAUUACAUAUUUAGAAAUGGUAUACUUUUGUUUCAAUAGUCCGAACGUCGGAAUUGUUUCCGUGUCUGUUAUCAAUUAUAUCCCAACUGCAAUACUGUUUGUAAUAAUUAACUGAAAUUAUUUGAAUUAAGAAUGUGACAACGGAAUAUUGAUGACAUUGUGAGAUUAGUUUUGGUUUAGAAGAAAAUUUUUGGAAUCAUGUAAUUUGCCAGUUUUAUUAAAAUGAAUCGAUAAUA
Messenger RNA from Galleria mellonella (greater wax moth), 18876 nucleotides. RefSeq names its product tyrosine-protein phosphatase non-receptor type 61F-like (gene Bmptp-Z). The transcript has 8 exons. The coding region runs from base 267 to 1652 and encodes 461 amino acids. Gene Ontology annotation, molecular function: protein tyrosine phosphatase activity. Gene Ontology annotation, biological process: protein dephosphorylation. The record is from RefSeq and is a predicted model, not a curated record. NCBI's taxonomy places the organism in Eukaryota, Metazoa, Arthropoda, Insecta, Lepidoptera, Pyralidae.